This is a messenger RNA of Delphinapterus leucas (beluga whale), 4474 nucleotides long. The record is from RefSeq and is a predicted model, not a curated record. NCBI's taxonomy places the organism in Eukaryota, Metazoa, Chordata, Mammalia, Artiodactyla, Monodontidae.
GGCAGCAGUAGCCUGGGUCCUUGGAAACCCUGCCUCAUGGUGUCAUCACAGGAAGAUCUUUUCAUCUACUUGGUAGAUAUUGUCUGACCCAGAUGCAUGAUGGGAAGGUAUAACCCGGCACUGCUCACCAUUUUUCCUUCUUCCUCUUUAUGUUCUUCCAAAUGCCUACUUUUCCCUGAAUUCAACACCAGUCUGCUCAGGAUCCAGCCUCUGUCUCCCUCAUACUCAGUGUCUGGAAGCUCAUAUCAGAUUGUUCACAAACAGUGAAUUCCUUAUUGGCUACAUUUCCAUGGAAGACAACGCUCUUUACUCCAAAUCAUUGGUCCUGCCGGUGACUGGGUUUGCCCCUGCAAUGCCCCUUGGGCUGCAUUCCACUUCCUAGAUGAUUCCUUCUUGGAAGUUCAGGCUUGAAUGUGUCAUGCAGCUGUGCUUCCGAGAGAAAGAGGGGUUAAGUGGUGUCCAGAGCAGGGCGCCAUCUCCUGGCCUCUGCUGCUUGUCGUUACCUUGUUCCGCGUGCUCAGCGCUAAUCGCGCAGUCAACGCAAAUAUGCCUGGUGAGCUGAGCAGUGCAAAGCAAUAAACUGGACGGGAAGCUUAGAUCACAGCCACGUGAAGGGGGCGAGAGGCACAGGCGGGCUGGGUGGGGAAGAGCCCGGACGCGUGGAGCAGCCCUGAGUCGGCCUGCGGGGAAGCAAGCGGAGCUCUUCAAGGCAGGACCCCAGGGACCUCUCAGCUCUUGCUUCUCUCUCUCUUGACGUCACCGGCCUUUGAGACUUUCUAGCUUCUAACCCCAACUGUUAGAAUGAGAAUACCUAGCACCUAGUAAAUAAUCAGUAAACACAUGCUGAUUUAAACAGCGGGAAUGAUUUGAUGAAAUUAUUCAAACAUUUACUGAAUGUCUCUCUUCCAGAGAUGGGGCUAGCGCUCAAGAUACCAUUGUCUGCUCUAGUCCAGAAGAAGGGAAUUCACACAGAAUAAUAAUAAAUGUAUAAUAUGUCGAAAGAGCUGGAGUAGACUUAAGUGUUCGGCGAAAAGUCCAAAGAAAGAAGUGACUUUCUUAGCCUGCAACAUCAGGAGAACAUCUAAAAAGCGAUACGUAGGGAUGAAAGGCUUACUGGUGACCCGCUGUCUUCCUCGUCACUCUGGAGAGCAGUGAAGUGGCAGUAGAGGAAUCCACUGUGCCUUCUGUCUUCUGUGCUGGGCGGUUAUUACUGUGGCCAAAGCCACUCCGGAGCAUCCAACUGCACGUGUCACUCUGUGGAGCACUGCACAAGGAGACCAGUCUAGAGAUAAAAUGCUUGUCCCUUGGGAGAUCAGAACAUCAAGGGCAUUUUGGUGGAUGUGUGAAUUAGAACGCAGUGGCAGAAAAAAAGAAGUUAGCAUAGAAAGCCUUUAAAAUAAAAAGAGACUUGAGACACAGCCCUUUAACUGUACAGACGAAAGGCCACGGUUCACAGAAAUAAAACGACGUGCUCACGGUCCCUUGGUUUGUGUGGAGCUGCAACUGGGAUCCAGGUCCCCAGACCCCACUGCUCCUUCCACUUAAGUCACUGGGCUGCACACCUGCAGGGGGCGCCUCUCUCCUUCAUGCACAACACAAGCUCGAGAGCAACGCAAUCUGUCAGGAAAGAAAGAAAGAAAGAAAAACCCCGAACCUGACAAAAAAGAAGAAAAAGAAGAAAAAAAAAAAUCAUGAAAACCAUCCAGGCAAAAAUGCACAAUUCUAUCUCUUGGGCAAUCUUCACAGCGCUGGCUGCUCUGUUUCUCUUUCAAGCACUUCAACAUCAUGGACCUGGCUGCUGCAGUAACGUCAUCCGAGACUGGAGCCCCUCUGUUUGAACCAGAGCCCUUGUCUGGGAAGGGGCUUGAGGCUUCAUACGCCUCAGCUGUCCAUCAUUUUCGACCUGCGCAGACCUCCGUGGGCCACGGGGGAAGCCAGCCAGCCAGAGACAAAAAGAGAAGCAAAUGCAAUAAGGCGUCGUCGUCGAAAGGAUGAGCCUUUAUAAGCAUCGCCUCCUGGAGCAGGUAGAAGAGAGGACAGGAGUAGAGGGUGGGCAGGGGGGCAACUGUCCCUGGCUGGGAAGUGUGGCUCCCGCCCGGGGAGAGGAAAUCCGUUCUCUGUCCAUCUUCAGACUGGACUCCCUCCUUGUGGUUUAAUGCUGCAGCCCCACCAGUUCAGAACCUACGUACCUGUGUGUCCCUCUCCUCCCAGGCCCCAUUCUGCUCAGCACAGGCUGGAUUCUCUGGGCACAGGGUUUGAUUAAAAGGUUCGAGGUCUAAGAUUUUUGAGUGACUUUUCCCUGGGAUGUCUCAACCUCUCUCUGAUGUCCCAGGAAACUCCCUGCAGGAAGGAUGUUUUGGGGGUAAAUGUCUGCCCCUGCCUGGGUAAGAGUGUAAUCCCCACAUUCUCCAGAGAGUCUGACAGAGACGGAGGGUGGGGGACUGCAGCAUCCUAGCCUCCGUUGUCCCCAUCUCAGCACCACUCCCUUGCCAUCACGCUGGGCCCACUCAGAUGGCUGGCAUCUCUCUGGGACUCCUGGGCAGACUGCGGCUACAGAGACAGCGGCCUCUUACCUGGUCUCUCGGAAUCCAGUGAACUCAAGGACUCCGCUGUGAUGCUCUUUAACUCUCCUCCCCCAAGUUCUGAAGAGAAGCCCCCAGCUGUCAGUCCUAAGGCCUCUGCCUCCACAGCAACAGAAGAAAGCAAGCCCAGUGGACGUGUGUGCUCUCCUCCACCGGCUCCCACACUCCCCCUCGCGAGAAACUAUGCUUUGCUCGGCCCAGGAGUGGAGUGACUUGGGGCUGACGCACCUGAGCCGUGAAUGGGAGAUGGACGGAGGACUGUGUGCAUGGCAGGGACCCGACCAGGACAGCAGCUCCGCCUGGAUAAAGCACAGCUUGCUGGAGCCACUCAUGGUGAAGGAGUGCCCGUGCGCAGCGGAGAUGCCACCUUCCCCAAAGCGAUGGACAACGUGACGGUCCGGCAGGGGGAGAGCGCCACCCUCAGGUGCACGAUUGACAACCGGGUCACCCGGGUGGCCUGGCUGAACCGCAGCACCAUCCUCUACGCCGGGAAUGACAAGUGGUGUCUGGACCCCCGCGUGGUCCUCCUGAGCAACACCCAGACCCAGUACAGCAUUGAGAUCCAGAACGUGGACGUGUACGACGAGGGCCCGUACACCUGCUCCGUGCAGACGGACAACCACCCCAAGACCUCCCGGGUGCACCUCAUCGUGCAAGUAUCUCCCAAAAUUGUAGAGAUUUCUUCUGAUAUCUCCAUCAACGAAGGCAACAAUGUCAGCCUCACCUGCAUAGCAACGGGUCGACCAGAGCCGACGGUUACUUGGAGACACAUCUCCCCCAAAGGUGAGAGAAGCAGUUUGGUGUAUCGUGUCGUGAGAGGAAGUGGGAGAAUCGUUGGCCUUGGCAGGACGUUAUGACGCUGGUGACUUGGUGUCAAGUGUUCCCCAUUCUUGGUGGCCUGAUAACAAGUUGCUCAUGGCUCCGCAGAGAAUAUCGGUGUUCCCAGUGCAAGACAGGCACAUGCUCUGAGAUUUCAGAAAUCACACUGGAGGAUGUCUCCAGUCCCUGGGAAAUUAAUCCCAGUUGUUUCUGGGUGAAGUGGUGGUAAGCUGUUCUGGACGACUUUCCUGGUCACGUUUGGCGAUGGAGGAGUGUGCUCGGUGUUGGUGGCAUUGUUCAGCUGGCUGUUUUGUAAGAGAGAGAAGACACAAACACACAAUGAUGGAUGAGGGUUUGGGAUGGCCAUAUGCCUACAAGGAAGAGUUCCACGUCGGUGCUGCUUCAACAGUGCCAAAUAUCUGGUCGCUAGGCCAUUAGUCCUUCUGUGGUUUUCUUGUUGCUUUACUCUGAUUAAUCCUAGAUAACAAGGACAACUUAGUGUGUGACUGAAUUGCAAAAUUCACUUUGUCUAAACGUCUAGACGUUUUGCAGACCGGGCUAAGUGCUGUUUUGUGCUUUCACGGAUUGAACGUUAAACUUUUAGAAUUUAAGGCAACAUGCCAUUUAUUAUUAAGCUAGCUUUUAUGCGAGCUGCAUUACAUUAGUUCUAAAAUGUCUAUUGAGUGUUUAUAUAGCAAUAAACCACAACAGACAAGUCCCUGCUCUCAUGAGCUCACAUUGUCAUGAGAUGAGUAACCAAAAUAAUAAUGUUAAUAGUACGUGGUGAUAAGGAUGAGAAAAUAGAGCAGGAUACAUUGACAGAAGGACAAGAGGUUUGGUCAGGAAAGGCCUUCGACAAGGGGACAUUUGAGCAGAGACCUGAAAAAGAUCCUUAAUUUCACUGCUUAUAUCUGGCUAACAUAGAAUAUAUUUAUGUACGUAUGUAUAUAUAUGUGUGUGUGUGCGUGUGUGUGUGUAUGCUUGUAUGUAUGUAUGAAGGUAAGUGCAUUGCUGAGUCACGCAGGUUUAAGGAGGCUAAAGAAGAGAUACACACUGUUAUAAAAUAGAUAAAC